CUCUAUAUGAAUCACAAAUGCGCAGACCUUAGACAUAGCAGACAGUAUGUGACGGCUCUAACAAAGGCUCUAUAAUAUGCGAGCUGUUUUCAAUAUUCCACUUCAUUUGACUAGGAAGGCGGCUCGUUCAUUGCGUAGACACUUUGAAUACGCGGUUUCACUGCCAAAUUCCGGCGUGAGGAAUGAGUUGUAUCCCUAAAAACGCGGGCGUGCACACGUGAAUGCCAGACCACACAAUAUAAAGCACAAGACGUAAAAAAGUUAUGAUUUAAACGUCAAAGUUGAGAGCCUAAGCAUAUCGAGUAAAUUCACAGGAAUCCUGCAGCGUGGACGAAUGGGUCUUUUCAAAAUUGUCUUCGUUUUUGUACUAUUCGCUCCGGUAUGUCAUACGCUUCAGCAGUCGCUUAAGCUCAAUGAACUAAAAAACGACUUACUGAACUUACUAGAUGUGAAGGAAAAGCCUGCUAUAACACGAACUCGUUGGCAAGUUCCAAGAUUUGUCAUUGACUUGUACAAGCAACAAGCCUUCAAAGAUGGUUACACCAAGGAUGACUCUCCGGGAAAAACUAUCCGGACGUUCUUUAGAGAGCCCAAGGAUAAACGCGGUCCACACAAGCACUUGUUUACAUUCAACAUAACGACAAUAAAACGAUCCGAAAAAAUAGGACAUGCAAGCCUACGAAUCUUCAAGCGUCGCUCGCGAAUGGCAAAGCCUAGUGGACACUUCAAGAUCACUGUGUAUCGCUUGGCGAUUCCUUGGAGGAAGCACAAUAGGCGUUGGAAAAAGAAAUUAGUCUACUUGGAUUCAAAAUUGGUCAAAUGUCGUAAAGAGGGAGAAUGGAUUGACUUCAACGUAACCUCUGCAGUCAAAGACUGGACCAAUUACAAGUCAAAAAACUACGGUUUAUGGUUGUCUGUCCGCGGUUAUCGUGUGCCAUCGUCUGAUUUUAAURUGGCCACAGGUGGGCGAAAAGAUCCUUUUUUGGUCGAGUUUGGUGUUGAUCGAAAAAAACUGCAAAAAGCUAGGGAAAUCAAAGAAGAAAGUGGGGCGAAAAAUGAGCUUGAAGAAGUGGCGCUCGUGGAAGCGACAAAAGCGAGAAGUAGGAGAUCAGUGUCGGACCUUUGCAAACGUCACAGAUUGUUCGUCAAGUUUCAAGACUUGAAUUGGGAUGACUGGAUCAUCGCACCGCGCGGAUUCAGUGCCUUUUACUGCAUGGGAACAUGUCCUGAGAUAAUCGAGAAGUAUUUUAAUCCAACUAAUCAUGCUAUCAUACAAAACCUGAUUCAUCACAGACAAAGCAAGGCAGUUCCUGCAGCCUGCUGUGUGCCCACCAAACUCCAUUCAAUAACUAUGUUGUAUUUUGAGCUAGAUGGCAGCAUUGUCAUGAAGGAAUACGGUGAAAUGGUUGCCUCCUCAUGUGGCUGUCGGUGACCGUCACUUCUGUUUCGCAUCUCAAAAUGUUCAUGAAUGUACAGCCUAGAGUAAAGACUCGAAGAGAGAACAACUCUUCAGUGAAAUAGUUUAUUUAUAUUGUUGGUGUGCAUGACUUUAUAGGUUUGAGCUCGUUUUCUUUCACUUUCGUUACCUGUAAAGCGGCUAAACUAUUAUGUCCAUUGAGUUAAACUCAUCAAUUUGAAUGAUUGGAACGCCUUUGGCAAAGCCAAAGCUAUAUGAUAAAUGAAUGAACCAAACCAUGAUAACUUUAAGAAAGUUUUCAAAAUAUUCUGUAGGAUCUAUGUAAUUUAUGCUGGAAUUUGUCUUUUCGGCAAUGAGGCAUAAUUAUUCUAAUCAUACAAUACUUUAAAUAACUCUGUAUUGCAUUAAUCACCGACUCAAGGACUAUAUAUAAACUUGAAUAUGAAUGUGUAAUUUAUUGCUUUAGAUUUAAUUACCGAUAAAAUUACAUUCAAUUUUACUGUAAUUUGUCCAUGCAUUUGACAGAACAGAUUUUUUUGCUCAAUACGAUACUCUCUAAAAGUCAACUUCGAAUUAGAAGCCUUAAUUUCGCCUGGGGCUGGAUUUCACAGACUGCUAAUUUCCGGUUGGUAGUCUUGAUAUUGAAGUCAAAUUAGCAUAAGUCCUAGACUUAGCUGUAAAGGCACGCUUGCUUACUCUACCACAACCUGUUUUGUUGUUUCAAUAAAGAAAUUUUACAAAAAAUGUUGUCAAAUAAACUAAAAAACACCACUUGAAAGAGUAAAGCAUCCCUUAUGGAAACACUUUGGAUGUAAAGUUCGUGUAUCUGUGCAAUUCUCUGCAGAGAAUCUGGCCAGAAAAUUUGAAAGCCUCCAGGCGUUGAGAACGCGGUCGCCCAUCUUGGAUAGUUUUGACAUUUGUUAAUCCAUUAAGCUAAAUAGACUGAGCAAUUAGUUUAAUAAAAUCACUUGUGAUUUGCUACUGGAAUACAGUUGUACAAGAGACUGCACUAUCAUAGACUUCUUCACGUGGUGUCCACGUGAUCAGCAUGCAUGUCUUGCACAGGUGUUCUAAGGUUCCCUGCAGAUCGAGCCAUAUUUGGUCGAUCCCUCUAUUACAAAACUGAACUAAAAGAUCAAAAAUAAAUUAGAUAAAAUAGAAGGAGAUGAAAAUCARUAGCAUUAUCAUACCAUCUUCUUUACUUAGACGCUAAUGUUAAACUGAAAACAAUCAAAAUAAAGCCUGACUUUCACGAAAAGCA
Molecule: messenger RNA, 2678 nt
Organism: Actinia tenebrosa (Australian red waratah sea anemone)
Lineage: Eukaryota; Metazoa; Cnidaria; Anthozoa; Actiniaria; Actiniidae
Product: bone morphogenetic protein 2
Cellular component (GO): extracellular region
Molecular function (GO): growth factor activity; cytokine activity
Source: RefSeq, a predicted model, not a curated record